CAAUCCCUCCUCACGAGGUUCAGAAUAUCUUGCGCGAGAAAGUCUCCUCAAUUUUUACAAUUUGACCUCCGAGACUUAUUCAUAUAAGCCAAGAUGCCUCCCAAGUUUGACCCCAACGAGGUUAAGGUGAUCCAUCUUAGGGCCACUGGUGGAGAGGUCGGCGCCUCGUCCGCGCUCGCCCCCAAGAUCGGUCCCCUCGGUCUAUCGCCAAAGAAGGUCGGAGAAGACAUCGCCAAGGCCACCGGAGAUUGGAAAGGCCUACGAGUUACCGUGAAACUUACUAUCCAGAACCGUCAAGCCGCCGUCUCGGUUGUUCCCACAGCUUCUUCGCUCAUCAUUAAGGCACUGAAGGAGCCGCCCCGCGACCGAAAGAAGGAGAAGAACAUCAAGCACUCCAAGAGUGUGCCUCUCGACGACAUCAUCGAGAUCGCCCGAACGAUGCGAUUCAAGUCUUUCUCGAAGGACCUGAAGGGAACCGUGAAGGAGAUCUUGGGAACUGCGUUCAGUGUGGGAUGCCAAGUCGAUGGAAGAAGUCCGAGGGCCGUCAACGACGACAUCGACAGUGGUGAGAUCGACAGUAAGUCUCGACAUACACCCCUCAGCUCCCCGCUAAGCUGGUUACUAACAAGGAAUCUAUCAGUUCCGGACGAGUAAAUAUGGAUGAAUUGGGUGGGCUAAAAAUGGGCUUCUUUUUUUCCGCUGCAUCUUUCAACAGGAGUUCAGGAAUGGCUUGCGAUAGUCUUCGCCGACGCACUCUGAAUUGAGACGAAUGAAUCAGUAAAAUUAUAUCUCCUUCGGUUUUCGUGACGUGUAUACCCUUUUCCUUUCUAGACGGACCCAUUCACGUCCUUGCCUACACUCUGAGAUACACCUAAUUCACCAUGGUCUAUUUCUAUUUCGUGUCAAGGGAGAUCAAACCAACGCCGACUACUCACCGCGGCCUUCUUGCUAUCGUAGCAAUGUGGAAGCUGAGGUCCAUCUCACUAGGCUAACAUACGGGCAUAUCUCGUGGGGGAUGAGGGAGCUCUAACCUACCUAGGUACCGUGGCGAAGCAAGGAUAGAUGUGUGUAACUUUUUAGUAGGUUAUAG
Hypoxylon trugodes is the source of this 1090-nucleotide messenger RNA. Its product is annotated as ribosomal protein L11. The coding region runs from base 94 to 654 and encodes 186 amino acids. Gene Ontology annotation, biological process: translation. Gene Ontology annotation, molecular function: structural constituent of ribosome; large ribosomal subunit rRNA binding. Lineage: Eukaryota; Fungi; Ascomycota; Sordariomycetes; Xylariales; Hypoxylaceae. The record is from RefSeq and is a predicted model, not a curated record. The transcript is spliced from 4 exons. Gene Ontology annotation, cellular component: cytosolic large ribosomal subunit; ribosome.